This is a messenger RNA of Fimicolochytrium jonesii, 2774 nucleotides long. Its product is annotated as ELMO/CED-12 family-domain-containing protein. Lineage: Eukaryota; Fungi; Chytridiomycota; Chytridiomycetes; Spizellomycetales; Powellomycetaceae. The record is from RefSeq and is a predicted model, not a curated record. Gene Ontology annotation, biological process: cell motility; actin filament organization. The coding region runs from base 195 to 2651 and encodes 818 amino acids. The transcript is spliced from 8 exons. Gene Ontology annotation, cellular component: plasma membrane.
UGUGGACAACGCGACAACGCAAUCCCACGCAAUCACACCCUUGCCCCUUGCCAGCCUUCCUACCGUUCGCCGAAGGAGCUAAAGAGCCCGAGGCAGGCCCGAGGUCCCUGAGGAACGUCCUCCAUAUACCAUCUUCCGCGCAGGACCGGCAUUACAUAGCCCCGCUCUGCAACUGUGUGGUCUACAUUCCACUUAUGCCGCAAACGUACAGACCCAACCCUCGGUCAAAGCGACGGAUCCUGGUUACCGUUCUGUAUGGGUCCCAGAAGGUCGAGAACUUUGCCGUAGACCCGUCCUCUUCCCUCCCAAGUAUAAUAAAGUCGUUGUGGCUAUCCCAUUUUUCGCUGUCUGGAAACCCGACCAACUACUGCCUGCGAAUCGUCGAAACAGAGGAACUAGUUACACAGGAGAGAUUAAAGUGGAAACUGACCGAUGGAACGACACUGAAGCUCGUCCCUUCGCCGGCCCUGAUGGCGGCGGAGAUGGCUCGGGAUCUUACACCGGAGGACGAUCAGGCAGUCCUCAAACGCAGCAUCUUUCUGCUGCAGAAAUACCUGAAGGAAGACGAAUUUGUCGACGAAUUCGUUACUCUCGGUGGGCCAGAGAAGCUGCAAGACAUCAUAAUCACAUCAGAAGGGAAUACAUUAGCUUAUGCGCUGACGUCGCUGCAAACGUUGAUGGAACAUGACCGCGGAUGGGAAUCAUUCAGCCCACAAUUCAUAAGCACGCUAGUUGCGAUAAUAGUGAAGCAAAACCUGGUGAACAUCUGUCGACCGGCCACCGCCAUUAUCAUCAAGCUAGUUGCUGCCAAUGCAAACAAUAACUCCUCUGCCAUACAAAGCUACGGAUUUGAUGUCGUCAAUAACGCCAUCUCCUCGCAAGCCUCUUUUCUGCCUACGCUGAUUCAGCGUCUCUCGGCUACCGAUUAUCUGCUUCAAUUGAACUCAUUAUCGUUAUUGAACUCGCUAUUCCGCCACGUUACCGAUCGCGCUCGUGGGGACUUCGUGCAAAUGCUCGAUGCUCUGAAGACCAGGAGGGUCAUUGUAAAUCUGAUGCACAGCAACCCAGCUGAAGAGCUGAAGGCGCAAUUGAUAGAUUACCAGCGGCUUCUCGUCGCGGAAGGCCACCGGCGACGGAAGACACCGGUGGAUUUUAGAAAUCCUUCUCAUGCGGAAAAACUGGCAGACAUCUGGGAGUUAUCACGCAUAGCACCUGGGACUGCUCCGGAUUGGAAGCGAAUAGGAUUUACGAGCCUCUCCCCUCACAAAGAUUUGAAUCGCGUCGGUGUAUUGGGCCUUGAAGUGAUGCACUACUUUGUGCAUUAUGAUACUGCCACCUACCAGAGCUGGUUCGAUGAACAACCCGGUCAGGAGCCAGAGCAUGCAUGCCCAUUUGGGCGAGCGGCAAUAGAGGUUUGCGAGAUCAUGGCGGAUCAUUGGGAGGUCAGCACUGGAUAUUCCACUACGACCACGUAUCAGCCGCUACUUCUCCUGUAUCAGGAUGUGUUUUGCAUUCUGGCUCAAUCCUUUUUGCGGAUAUGGCGGGAAAUGGACCUGGAGUCCACUGACAACGAUGUGCCACGCGUUUCAACCCUUGUUCGCUCACAAUUCAAACACGCUGUGGAAUCUGUUCAGCGCAAUUCGAACGACGUGGUGGCAGCAUUCCGCACAUUAGUGCUGGAUACCCCAUAUUCAGCCAUCCGCGAACGGCAGCUCAAGAAUCUGGAAGUGGAGGACCAGCUACUGUCGAAGCCUCCAGUGCGAAACCUCCGGGAACGUUUCUACAAGGAAAGCUACGAAACCGUGAAACGGCAAAGAAUAGAUCGGCUCAAGUAUGGUGCUUGGUUUCCCGUUGUCAGGGAAAAGGGCCGGAUAAAGGGGCUGUACAGAUUCUAUCGAUUGGGAGCCAACCAUAAAUUCCUGCAUUACGGAGAAUUUGUGGAGGUACUGAAACGGCGUCCGGGAAUAGAAGAAUUGAGCGAACGCAUUGACAUGUCUUUAGCAACCGGUCUUCUGACGGGUCUCUCCUCCCCCGUGUUCAGCAGCAAGAAGAAUGCCGGGGAAACAGCUGCACUUUGCUUCUCGCUCAAAUCCUCUUCCUCCUCGGAUACAGCGUCUCCCACCAUGGCGGACUUUAUCUGCUCAACCCAAGUUCAGUAUUCGGAAUGGACGGACGGUUUCAACAUGUUGCUCGACAAGAACAUUGUGAACCGGGACACCGCUGACUACAUAGCCGCGCUCACUGAUGUCGCGGUCACCCUUGCUCUCCUGGAUCUCACUGGCGAGAACAUCGACGUCGUGGCGGCCGCCACGGAGACCGAGGCCGGCAGCGAGCUCGAAUACCCGACAGGACCGUUCUACUACGACGACGGCGGCAGCCACGCGAUGAGUUCGUCCAUCGAUUCCUUGGGCACGCAGUUGACUGACGGACGAGCCGAGUAUCGAUUCCGGCGACACAGUCUCGGCCGGCUGUACACUCACGAGGAUGGGAUAUCGGAAGCGUCGGAUGACAAUGACGACGAUGGGGAGACCUUCUCGGAAGCGGGCGGCUCGCAGUUUGAGACUGCGAGUGCGAUGCAAGGAGAUAGAAUGGAUUAUGAUGACGACGAUGAUGUAGAUUAUGAUUUCGUAGCGCCGCCUAUACUUACAUAGAACGCAUUACAUACGUUGUUUUCCCCCUUUCCUGCUGAAACCACCCGGGUGUCACAUGGCAUGCCAACGAUCCAGCGGUUGUACAAAUAUGUAGCCAAUAUCCCCGCAUUGCACAUUCCUUGG